Molecule: messenger RNA, 5808 nt
Organism: Boleophthalmus pectinirostris (great blue-spotted mudskipper)
Lineage: Eukaryota; Metazoa; Chordata; Actinopteri; Gobiiformes; Gobiidae
Gene: zfyve16
Product: zinc finger, FYVE domain containing 16
Exons: 18
Coding region: 242-4387 (1381 amino acids)
Biological process (GO): endosomal transport
Cellular component (GO): early endosome membrane
Molecular function (GO): metal ion binding
Source: RefSeq, a predicted model, not a curated record
UUCAAAAUGGCCGCCUGAGAGGAGAUUGUACCAUCCAUGGAUUGUACACUUUCCCAAAUUAAACUAAUCCAACGGAUAACAUUGCCUUCUUUUGCAACGUUGACUGUCUUUACCGAGAAGAACUUGUUGUCAUGUAAUUUUUUUUGACAAUAACACUUCUGAAUAGAAGCACCGGAGACAUUAUCUGUCUGAUUUAUGGAGUACCGGAAUCCUGCUAAAGAUUAAAGUGUUGAAGUUCGUUAUGGACAGCUUUUUUAAGGCUGCUGUAGGUGAUCUGGACAAACUCCUUGAUGACUUUGAGCUAAGUUCUGAAGAACUUGAAUGCAAUCCAGUGUUCCUGAAGCCAACAGUUUACUCUCCCUUCUCAGCUGCAACCUCCUCAUGUUCUUCGUCAGAAACAUCCGCUGUUUCUACAACCCUCCCUGACCUCAACUCGCUUCAUUAUGGCACUAUUUCCCCCUUUCCCGGGUGCUUCAUUAACCAUAACCACACUACAGAAGCACGAGAAGGCAAAGUUCAACCACUCACAUGCGUGGACCUUCUCUCCUCUGUAAAUCGUAGGCAAGUCAAAAGCUCUGCUCCUCCAUGUCCAGAUCGAGCUCUGAAGCCAGUCUGUGACCUUGUAAAUGACACCAGCUCUGCUAUCCUAAUGAACAGCAAUGAUGCUUUCAGUGAGCUGGACAUGGUGGAGAGGCAGAUGGAGCAGGAAGAGGCAUUGCUUGUACACUUUGACCAACCUCUUGCUUCUGGAACGAAUGUUGUAGGAAAUGGUGAAACUGCCAUAUCUGAAAGCAGUGUGGCUGACCAGCUUUCUCCUCAAAAGGAGGAGCCAAGUUUGUAUUUGGCCUCCCUGGACAUCAUUCUUCCAUUGGCAACAGACCGGUCUAGUGAGUCUGCUUUGGACUCAUUCCAAGAACAGAAAGCUCAGUCAGUUGAAUGUGAAGUAUUGGCACCUACCUGCCUAACAGAGGAGAGUUCUUUGAACCCAUGUGAAGGGGACAGUACACAGCCUGUUGAGUGCAUGGCAGCAAAUGAACCAAGCCCUGACAAGAAAAUGGAAACUGAUGAAUAUUCACAUGAAGGGUGUGAGGCAGAGGCUCAAAUGCAGUCCUAUCAGGAGUUACCAAACAGUCAGCCAAUAAGUUUGUCGUGUUUGCCUUUAGCUGUGUCUAUCUGUGGGUCUCUAGUAAAUCAUAAUACAUUGGAGUGUGAUUUUGAGCAGUCUGUGGAGCCUUGUGACGAAUGUGUAUCUGAGAACACAGAGGCAGAUUGUUUGUCCAUUGAACAUCAUUUGGAGCAAAGUUCAGAGGAACCAUCUGAGUUUCCCAUAACUCUCCAUGAGACCGAUGUCAGACUGUCCACAGAUGAGGCUUCCUCAGAUGUUGUCCUACCUAACCACUCAGAACCUAGCCCAGUCGACCCUCCUGAGUUUGACUUUGAGUAUUUACCUGAGAGUGACCAGGCUGAGAUGCUGGUCACAGAUGAGGAGUUGGAUGCAUUUCUCCAGGCACAUAGCGAGGCAGAAGAAGUCAAUAGUGUUUCUUGUUUCAGCACGUCUAGAGAUUUCCCCAUACUUGAGUCUAUUCCAGAUGAACAGAGAACGGUUGUGGGUGAGGAGGUGGUGAUUUGUAGUCAGGCAAACAGUGAUAUUCUUGAAGGUCUUGCAUCCCCAGAAAGUGACAGAACAAUGUUGGUGUCUGUGGACCAAAAUCUAAUAGAUGGUGCUCAGUCAGACUGCUCUUCUAGUCCUUCUGGGGUGAACGGUCUGUCAACCAGCAACACAUUCCAGUCCCAGCAUAGCAGUAGCACUGAACAUGGAGGUGCUCGGCCUAAAAUGCUUAACUGUCAGACCUCCAGAACACCACCAGCAGAAGGGGAGCAACUUCAAAACACCACUGGUUCUACAUCACUGCCAGGGGUAUCUGAGAUCAAGUCCACUUCGCCUACAAUGUCCAGUCCAAUAGAGGAGCCGUCUGAUCUGAGUGAAUGUAGCUUAAUGCAUAGUCCUCAGGACCAUGACGGUUACUGUCCAGGCUAUGAUGAGCUGUCAGAACCUCCACCAUAUCCUGGAGAGGCCAUCACUGGCAGUGUGCAGUGUGCUGAGUGGAAAAGGGAAGGGGAGGAGGAGCUGGGGAUCAAGCAACCUGCAUGGAUGCCUGAUGCAGAAGCACCAAACUGUAUCAAUUGUGUUCAGAAGUUUACAUUCACCAGAAGGAGGCAUCACUGUCGAGCAUGUGGGAAGGUAUACUGUGGGCUAUGCUGUAACAGAAAGUGCAAGUUGAAGUACCUUCAGAAAGAGGCUCGCGUGUGUGUCGUCUGUUUUGAUUCAAUACAACGUGCCCAAGCUCUGGAGCGGAUGAUGAGCCCUACCGGGCCCAGUCCAAACCCCAAUGUCCCGUCUGAAUACUGCAGUACAAUCCCACCUCUGCAGCAGGCUCGCGCCGCAGGCACUUUGAACUCUCCUCCUCCUACCGUCAUGGUGCCUGUGUCUGUUCUGAAGCACCCAACCAAUGAAAGUUGUCCACGAGAGCAGAAGCGGGUGUGGUUUGCAGAUGGCAUUCUGCCUAAUGGAGAAUUUGCAGACACUACAAAACUAUCCGUGACGGGCCGUAAAAGUGGAGAGUUUACGCCUGACCAAAUACCCAGCCCAGCUGACUCAGACACUGGAAGCAGUAGCCAGUCUACUGCUGAAACAACUGUCCCUACAGAAGUGGAGCGACCACAGCUCUCUGGUCCCUGGGAUUUCACCUUGCUGUCUGCCAUCAGUUCUUCUGUGAGAAUGAUCCCCAGUCUCCUGCCAGAUAAUGUAGAUGAGCUGCCUCCUUUACUAAUUACCACUGGAGAGACAGAAGUUGGAGAUAUUCUUGUGGAGGAAGCUCCAGCCCCUUGUCAGAUUCUGCAUUUAUUGGAGGAAGGAGGACCUCGCCCUUUAAUGUUUGUGCUGAAUGCAAACUUGUUGGUGAAUGUCAAAAUAGUAACUUAUGGUAAUCGCCAAUGCUGGUGCUUUGGCUCAACAGGGCUGCAGGCACUGGGACAGAAAGAGUUGGUAUUUCUGUUGGAGUGUUUGCCAGAAGAAAAGAUACUGCCACAAGAUCUUUUUACCCUUUAUCUCAACAUUUAUCAAGAUGCACAAAAAGGGAAGUUUAUAGAUGACUUGGAUAACAUUACGUUCACAAGCAGUUUUCUGGGCAGCAAGGACCAUGCUGGGAUGCUUUUCUUCUCUCACAGCUGUCAGCCUCUAGAUGGGCUCAGUCUGCCUCCUGAGCCUUUCCUCUUUGGCCUGCUCAUACAGAAACUAGAAGUUCCUUGGGCGAAAGUCUUUCCUCUGCGACUUCUUCUACGAUUGGGCUCUGAAUUUGGUGCCUAUCCCGCGCCCCUGUCAAGUGUGCGUUUUAGGGAUACUGUGUACCGGGAAACAGGCCACACAAUAAUGAAUUUACUGUCCGAUCUUAGAAACUACCAGUACAGUCUGCCUGUGGUGGAGGGCUUGCGAAUCCACAUGGAGAUGGGCCAUAGUUAUAUUGACAUCCCCAAAAGCAGUGUCAGUGAGAUGCUUAAAGUUGUAAAUUCAUCCAAUGAACAUGUGAUCAGUGUUGGAGCAACGUUUAGCCCUGAGGCAGACUCUCACCUUGUGUGUUUUCAAAAUGAGGAAGGAAACUAUCAGACUCAAGCUAACAGCAUGCCCGGAAAGACACGAACAGUGACAGGGGCCAGUUUUGUGGUCUUUAAUGGAGCACUAAAGCCUUCGUCAGGUUUUAAAGCAAAGUCCAGCAUUGUAGAAGAUGGACUGAUGGUGCAGAUCCCACCAGAGACCAUGGAGUCCCUCCGCGUAGCCCUCAGAGAGCAAAGAGACUUUGACAUACCUUGUGGCAAAAGCGAUGGCACAGAGGUCAGAGAAACUGUCACUGUGCGCUGGAUCAACUGGAGUGCACUUGUCAAUAAGGGUAAAACAAGUGCAGUGGAUGGGAAAUCACUGGAUGGAGUUCACAGUGUAAGAGUUCAGCAGGACUCAGAGUUUCAAUCUGAUGGGCGUUCUAUUAGAUGUACUGAGGUUUUCUGCCAAUUGAAGAGUUCUGACACCAGCCUUGUGUCUGUGCUGGCCUCAUGCAGUGCUUUUCAGAAAGACAUUGCUUUAGCCACAUGUAGUGCCCUCACCCCACACCUCUCUGUGCUCAUGUCAAGUGGUAUUAACUCCCUGUCACUGCGAGUCUCUACACAGGCUGACAUGGCUGAGUAUCAGGCUGGUUCUCGAGGGCGGCUUCUCCCACAGCGUUACAUGAAUGAGCUAGAUAGUGCUUUAAUACCGGUCAUACACGGAGGAAGUGCAAGUGUUCCCCAGACUGCUAUAGACAUGGAGUUUGUUUUCUUUAUUACAUACACCAUCUGAUGUGGCACAAUGCAUGACGAGCCUAAGAUGGCUGGCAUUUAAAAUAUAAACUAUGAUAUAAACGAUGUGGGACAUACAGUUUGGAUAAGGAACUGCUAUAAGUCCUGCAGACACCAAAGCUGCUUAUAUUCAGGAAGCCAAAUGCUAAUCAAGAACACCCUUACCAAAAACAUAAACUCUUGGAGGUGUUUAUUUCUGCCUUCCAGCCUGGGGCCACUCAGUGAAUGUUCCUGCAACACUUAUGUGGAUGUAUUUAUUCUUUAUAGUUUUUGCUGAUGAUUUAAAUUAAAUCAAAGGACAGUCACAAUUAUACCAGGUCUGUAUGAUGGAGAGCUGUUAUAACUUUUUUUCAGUCACUGACUAUUUACACUUUCACUGUAAUUGCAUGUAUGCAUAUGUGACUUUCAUAAUGAUGUCAAAUGACAGAGGUUUUCAGAAUUAUAUAAUUUGUUAAUAUAUUUAUCUUUGAAGAAUUGAACUGAUAUCAGAUGUUACGUCAUCUUCCCAGAAAUGUAUUGAAUUGUGUUAAUGUCUCUGUUUUCAUUAAUGUUUAAAAUCAACUGAUGGCAUUAUGCAGUUUGAUUUAAAAUUUCUCAGAAAACUUCUGACUGGACUGGUUUUGUCCUUAAUAUGUAUUCACUGUACCAGUUCCCCACUUUAGACCACACUUAAACGUAAGCAUAAACUGUGCUCCUCCUUCUGAAUGAAUGUCUGAGCAGCUGUUUUGUCUACAUCAUACAAACCUGGUUGAUGUGAUUAACUACAUUUUGUAAAUGUACUUGUGACAACUGCUUCUCAAGCUUUUCUAUUUGUCAUCUUUUUUUCGGAUGUUGUGCAAGAGCAGUUGAUUAUACAUCUUGCAUUUUGUCUUUCCUCUGUACACACUCCCAUUGUACAGAAAAUAUACUUUAUGCAAAUGUGGCUCCACUACUACUCAGUUGUUUUUUUAAUAGAUGUUACUUUUUUGGAGUCCAUGGUAAAAGUUUAAUUAAACUGAAUAAUCACAUAUUUUUGAUAGAAAGAAGGCAGUUAACUGUAGUUUUUGUGUUAUACAGGAAUGAAAAACAUACUACCAGUAAUCAGCUAUGCUGCUUAAUGUAAUUAAUCUAUUUGAGCAAAUGUGCACAUGUUAUGAAAACAUAAAUUGAGCCAGCAUUUUUGACUUAAUUAAAUGACAAAUCAAUGUUCAUUUGAACAUUUUUGCUUCUUUUAACUUGCCAGUAGUAGUCAGGGGAGUAGCAGAGGGUGCUGGUAUUUUGUUGUGGUGAGCUGCUGGCAUUUUUAUGUCCUUUUUAUUAGCAGUUAAUAGUCUUCAGUUAUGUAAAUCCACUAUUCAUGGACACCAGCUUUAUUUUAAAGAACCCAGUGUAUCUGAUCAGUUUCUGUCUGAACUAAAAAAUUAAAAUAUAUUUAUAAAUUAA